AGUGACAUUUUCGUAGCUGCCAAUCGGCUUGAAAAAAAGGAGAAGCAUUUUCGCUUUUCGUCCAAAGUUUGUGCGUGCGUGCAUUUAAUACCCACAAUCAAUAGGGCAGUGGAACGUGACACCGUACACAGCGAGUAAAAGAUUAUAGCAAAGCAGUGCCGAAACCAUCCGGAAAGCGGAUCACAACGCAGCAGCGCUCACAGGACACGCGACGUUCGGGUUUUAGCAGACCCCUUUUUCAGACGGCGAAAGAGAAGAGCACCACCAGGAGGAAUAAAACAUGGCUGCCAGUGCGAGCGGUGAUAAAGCUGCGGAUGAUUCACUGUAUCCGAUUGCGGUGUUGAUUGAUGAGUUGAAAAAUGAGGAUAUUCAGCUGCGCCUGAACUCGAUCAAGAAACUAUCGACAAUUGCACUUGCCUUGGGCGAGGAACGCACCCGCAACGAGCUGAUCCCGUUCCUGACCGAGUCCAUCUACGACGAGGAUGAGGUGCUGCUCGCGUUGGCCGAACAGCUCGGCAACUUUAUCCCGCUGGUUGGCGGUCCGGAAUAUGCGAUGUAUUUGAUCCCACCGCUCGAAUCGCUGGCCACGGUCGAGGAGACGGUGGUGCGCGAGAAGGCGGUCGAUUCGCUGCGUACCGUCGCCGGUCAGCACAGUGCGCAGGAUCUCGAGGUUCACCUUGUGCCGACGCUGCAGCGUCUGGUGUCGGGCGACUGGUUCACAUCCCGCACGUCCGCCUGCGGACUGUUUUCCGUGUGCUAUCCGCGCGUAUCGGCCGCGGUCAAGUCGGAAUUGCGCAUCAACUUCCGCACGCUGUGCCAGGACGAAACGCCCAUGGUGCGCCGUGCUGCGGCCGGAAAGCUGGGCGAGUUUGCCAAAGUGGUCGAGCUGGAGUAUCUGAAGUCGGAUCUGAUUCCCACCUUCGUACAGAUGGCACAGGACGAGCAGGAUUCCGUCCGGCUGUUGGCGGUGGAGGCGUGCGUUAGCAUUGCCCAACUGCUUCCCCAGGACGAGGUCGAACUGAAUGUCAUGCCAACGCUGCGCCAGUGCGUCAACGAUAACUCAUGGCGCGUCCGGUACAUGGUGUCGGAAAAGCUGACCGAUCUGCAGAAAGCCGUCGGGCAGGAGAUCACCAAGAACGAUCUCGUGUCCGCCUUCCAGUUUCUGCUGAAGGACAGCGAGGCCGAAGUGCGUGCCUCCGCCUCGGCCAAGGUGACCGAGUUCUGCGCGAACCUGGACAAAGCCUGCCAGGAACAGAUCAUCAUGACGUCGAUUUUGCCGUGCGUGAAGGAGCUGGUGGCCGACUCGAACCAGCACGUCAAGUCGGCGCUCGCCUCCGUCAUCAUGGGGUUGAGCCCGAUCGUGGGCCGCAACAAUACGAUCGAGCACCUGCUGCCGCUGUUCCUCAUCCAGCUGAAGGACGAAUGGCCCGAGGUGCGGCUAAACAUCAUCUCGACGCUGGACUGCAUCAACGACGUGAUCGGCAUCCAGCAGCUUUCCCAGUCGCUGCUGCCGGCCAUCGUCGAGCUGGCGGAGGACAGCAAAUGGCGCGUCCGGUUGGCCAUCAUCGAGUACAUGCCACUGCUGGCCGGCCAGCUCGGGCAGGAGUUCUUCAAUCAGAAGCUGCGCGAUCUGUGCUUCAACUGGCUGAACGAUCACGUGUACGCGAUCCGCGAGGCGGCCACGCUGAACAUGAAGAAAAUUGUGCAAACCUUCGGCACCCAGUGGGCAGAAACGAACAUUAUCAAUCAAAUUUUGGUUAUGUGCAAAAAUAGCAACUAUUUGCACCGAAUGACCUGCCUGUUCUGCAUUAAUGCGUUGGCCGACGUUUGCGGCGCGGACAUCAUCGAGCGGCUGUUCCUGCCGACCAUCAAAGUAUUAUCGACCGAUCCCGUUGCGAAUGUGCGGUUCAACGUGGCGAAAACCCUGCAGAAGCUGUUGCCAUUCCUCGACCAGGCCACCAUCGACGAGCACGUGAAGCCGAUCCUGGAGAAGCUUAACACCGACACCGACGUGGACGUGCAAUACUUUGCCUCGGAAGCGAUGGUGAGCAGUGCCGCAGCCUAAAUAAAGCGUGAACCACAGGGAGGACAGCAAGGCAACAAACAAACAGUUGUAAAACAUCAACCGGAUCAACAUCUUCGCUGUGUUGCUGUUGUAAGAGAAUGGUGUAUCGGUUUGAUCGAGGUGAACCUUUAUGUCACCGUUUUCCUAGAGCGAACCUUAAACUAGACACUUCGUUUCCCAUCUUUUCCCUCUUGUAAAGUGGUCACAGGGCCACAGCAGCGGCACACAACACAUAAUAGACACGUUCAAUUUGCGCGAACGUAACGCCGGACGAGUAGUGAGCGAAUGCUGACGAACUCUAGUUAGCGCCACACAGAUUUGCAGCCAUCUUUAUUUUGGUAAAAGAUUAACUACUUAACAGAAGAAUAAGGAGUAACAGGGGGGUUAUAAAUGUGCCGGGGGAGGAAAAUGUAACCGAGCAAACGUUACUGAGGAGGAGGCGCGCAGUGUUGUUGUUGUUUGUUGUGGCAUUUUCUUGCUGCGCUUACCGCGUUUGCCGUGUACCACCUACUAGCCCUAUGCAUUAAAUCCUUCGGGGUACCAUGGGAUUUUCUAUUGGGUGGUAAGGUGAGGGGGCAAACAUUGUUGCACAAUGAUUGGGUUGCCACAUUUCCACUAGCCAACCAACCGCAAGGUAGAGAACGGGAGGGUACACGGGAAAAUUGUAAUUCACAACACACAAACACAGAUGAGGGGUUAAAAACACGCAAGCUAACUACUACUGUACACACAAUAGACACACGUUUACACAUACAAACACAUUCUCGUUUUUUUUUAUUCAUAAAAUUUUCAUAUUUCAUCGCAGGAAAAUGUGUUUUUCCUUACUAUUCUUUUAAUGUCCUUUUCGUACGGUCUAUAGCCCCAACUGCUGGAGCUCGGCUUGUUGCGUAUCGAGAAACGCGCAACAAACAACUUUAAAGAUCAAAUUGAACUCUUAUCUAACAGUGAAACAUUUGCGCCUGCCAUUUUACUGCAGUGCAUAUGUAAAGUUCUUAAAAAUGUGAGUGUUUUUUUGUAUUUGAUUGCUUUAAAAAAUAUUGAUUUUGUAAUGCAUUAAGAAAAAAAAAUUGAAAGAGAGAGAGAGUGCCUAGCACCCCCCUUCUCAUGUGUAAAGUGUGGCGGUUUUCAGCUAGCACACAAUUCUAUCUGACGAUCUGCGAUGAGAAUGUGGAACGGCGGUGGGCAGUAGACACUCGUUUCUUUCAACACACACGAACCUUUCUUUUUAAUGUCUAAUAAUUUCUGCCGUAAUUCUACACGCCCUUAGUUUAUUCUAUACAUAAACGCUAAAUAUAAACACAUUAUUAUAUUAAUGGAAGGAAAGCCGCGCGUAUCGGAAAGCCGGUAUCGUUUAUGGGUUCCGUAACCGUAAAGAAAAGCGGAAAAGCGUUAAUUACAUAUAUGACACACGGAAGGUAGGCGCCGUCGUCGGAGGAGGAGGAAUGAAAAAUAGUAAUAAAAUCGCAAAACCAAACAAAAAG
Messenger RNA from Anopheles stephensi (Asian malaria mosquito), 3546 nucleotides. RefSeq names its product serine/threonine-protein phosphatase PP2A 65 kDa regulatory subunit (gene Pp2A-29B). Gene Ontology annotation, cellular component: protein phosphatase type 2A complex; cytoplasm. Bases 281 to 2065 code for a protein of 594 amino acids. Lineage: Eukaryota; Metazoa; Arthropoda; Insecta; Diptera; Culicidae. Gene Ontology annotation, molecular function: protein phosphatase regulator activity; lipase activity; protein binding. The transcript has 5 exons. Gene Ontology annotation, biological process: protein dephosphorylation; lipid metabolic process. The record is from RefSeq and is a predicted model, not a curated record.